Aspergillus campestris IBT 28561 is the source of this 1627-nucleotide messenger RNA. RefSeq names its product F-box domain protein. The coding region runs from base 131 to 1627 and encodes 498 amino acids. Gene Ontology annotation, molecular function: protein binding. The record is from RefSeq and is a predicted model, not a curated record. The transcript is spliced from 5 exons. NCBI's taxonomy places the organism in Eukaryota, Fungi, Ascomycota, Eurotiomycetes, Eurotiales, Aspergillaceae.
CUUCGUACUGACUGACUCCACUCCUAUAAACAUCCUAUCCAAGUGCAUGAAUAUAUCCAACAACUACAUCUACGUCAAACCCAGUUGACCAUGAACUAGCACCAUACAUAGAUCAUAGUACCCACGUUGAAUGGCAGAUAUGGACUCUCAAGUCCUACACCUCCUCAGUCAGUUUGACUCGCUGCAGACGAUUCCAGCUCGACGCGCAGCAUAUCGUGGUCUUCUCGACCGGUUAUCCUCUCACGAAUGGCGUGACGUACAGGAACGGGUGGGCACGGUGACCUUCCAGAAAGACAUCCUAGGGAGUGUACCCACCGAGAUUGCCGUCCAGAUUGCCAAAUAUCUGGAUUUAUCGGACCUCCAUGUUCUCCAGAGGGUUUCCAAAAAAUGGAUGUCAAUCUUGACAUUCAGCAUGGUCCGACGCAUUCUCAUCCAGAAGUACACCGGACAGAGCAGCAGCUCCCAAACAGCCCAGCCCCAAGCAGACUUCGUCCGCUUUUCCAAACAUCGAAUCCGUCUAGAGCGCGGGCAGCCUUGUUCCAAAUCCCAGCUCCCGGAGCCCCCCUUCCCCGAUGCCCCCGACCACCCAUGUCUCGACUACGCGCAUGGAAGAUAUGCAUGGCUGGCCGGCGAGUCCGUCGACGUCUACAGUCUCCGGUCCAACACGGCCCAGUCCUUUUGCACGGAGAACCGCGAGGCGUUCGUCAACCUACGCCUCUCUGAAUCUUUCAUCGCUGCUAUCACAAUUCGGGGACACUGCCAUGCCUGGUCCCUGAACACCCACAACACCGCGUCCAUCCGCCUACCCUCCUGCCACUGGCGCAUUCACGCCGCCCGCGGGGACUACAUCAUCCUCGGACCGUCAGAGACAUCCCCCCGCUCCAGCGACGUCGCCAUGGUCUGGAACGUAGCAUCACUUACCUGCCAGACCGUCGAAAUCGGCUCAAACCUAGUCUCCAUGGACAUCAACCCCGCCAAAAACACACUCAUCGUCACCAACCUCGACCCAAACCUCGAGUACCCGCCAGCUCAGCUGCGCAUCACACGCCACACACUAAACAAUACCUCACCCCCCUCUACCACCACCUCCACCCUCCCCCUCAACAUAAUGCCCCCAACCGCCACCCCAAACUCCUCAUACAGCAUCAGCCCCGAUAGCCUCGCCCAAUUCCGACUCAACAACCGCCUCGGCAUCCUCUCCAUCCGCCGACAACCGCCCCUCCUCGACCACAACGUGACGGCCUCAUCCUCCCGCACCCUCCUCGUCAUAUCCUACCACCCCCAACCAGACACCCACACCAUCCACGCCUUCCAAGCAGAACACUCCCCCUUCGUCCCCUUCAGUAUGGCGUCCCCCGCCGCGGGCCUCCUCUACUACCUCAAGAACGACAACGGCAAGCCCACGAUCUGGAUCUCGAACCCGGGGUCAAUGGUGCCUCAUAGGCCGGCGCUGGCGAUGGAUUCGCGGCUGCCGAGGGAGGCGACGGGGCGGGUGUAUUCUUAUGCGGGGGAUUUGAAGUUGUUUGGGGAUGAGGAGGCUGUUCUGCUGGCGGAUGGGAAUGGGUUGAAGGUUUGGUCGUUUGGGGAGGGGGGCUCUUUUGGGGUUGAUGUACGCUUGGAUGAAUAA